ACUAAUCCCAAGAUCCUCAGAGGAGGUCCACGAUUUCCGGGAGUGGUGUUGCCAGUGGGAAGGUGCGCGCGGGGGGACCUGUUGGAAAUGACGGGAGCUGAAAUACAAAAUCAAAACAAACAAGCCGGGGUCUAAAGCAAAGAGCGUCCAGUCUUAGGUAAUGCUCAAUGGAGACGCUCAUGAGUGCCGUGGCCCCGCGUGCACCGGCGAAGCGGGUGUCCGAGGUGGAUUUCCGCUCGGGCACGACACUUGAGCAGCUGUCUGCGCAGGUGCAGGAGCUGGUGCAGCUGGAGCAGGGGGAGUUUGGAGACCAGACGGCGCUCGAGGUGCACACAGCCAAAGAUUUUAUCUUCAACAUGCUGGGGCUGGUGCAAAAGGUUGACAAGCGACUGCCUGUGGCAAAUGAGUACCUGUUGCUAUCUGGUGGGGCAAGGGAAGGUGUUCUUGACCUUAACCCGGAAGAUCUAGGCGACUAUGCCAAAGGAGUUGACUUUGAUUUUGAUUUCACUUUACUGGUCCCUGCACUGAAGCUGCAUGAUCGCAAUCAGCCUGUAACGUUGGAUAUGCGGCAUUCUCCAGCAUGCCAUUCUUGGCUAAGUCUGCGCCUCUGUGAUUCUGCAAUGUUGUCACGUUGGAAUAUCUGCUGUGAAGAUGAGAAUGAAAGCGAGAAGAAAGAUGAGGAUGAGGAGGAAGAAACUGCAGCUGCACAAGGUUCAAUUCCCUCCCUGCAGUCUUCCCAGUUAUUAGAUGGAUGCUACUUUUCGCCUUUGUUGGUCACUGAUUGGUUUUGGAGUGUAGUUGGGACGGCGGUGGAAGAGCUGCGGCGGAAUCCUCAGAGGGGGAUUCCUGUUCCUGACCGGGUGGAGCGGAAUGGUCCACUGACAACACUAAUUCUCACGGCAGGGACUAGCCGUAUUCUCUACGAUUUGAUUCCGGUAGUUUCAUUUCGUGGCUGGCCAGCUAUUGCACAAGGUUGGCUCACGACAAACCACUUCUGGGAUGGUAAAAUUACAGAAGAGGAGGCCAUUAGUGGGUUUUACUUGCUUCCAUGCUGUUCACCAGCUGCCAGUCCUCCUACCAGACCUGACCGUGAGUGGAGACUUGCCUUCUCCCGCAGUGAGGUUCAGCUGAAGAAAUGUGUGCCACAUCCAAUGGCACAGGCCUUCCAAGCAGCCAAAGCUGUAUUGUCAAGGCUUUUAGCUCGUCCUCGCACUGGCCUCAGUCUCUACCACCUACGUACCUUAAUGUUUUGGGCAUGUGACCGGUUGCCUACCACUUACCUUGGCUGCCCAGAUCACGAGACACCUUCCCGGCUGUUCCUUGGUCUUCUGGAUGACUUGGCACACUGCAUUUUGGGCAAAAACUGUCCAAAUUAUUUCCUUCCCCAGUGCAACAUGCUGGAGCACCUCACAGAUGGUGCUGCCCUAUUGGUUGCACGAAAGCUUGCACAUCUACGCUCGGAUCCUAGUGAACACUUAAGAGCAGCAUUAGAGCAGGCACGGCAGGCAAGCCAGCUUAAACGUGAGGCAGCGGGAGCAGCAAGCAAUGGGCAUGGGUUAUCAUCGCCUAAGCAUGGUUAUGGUGCAGGAUCGCCACAAGAUGACCGGUUGGCACAGCGACUACAACAGUUGGUAACAGAGAACCCUGGCAAGUCCAUUUCAGUCUUCCUCAACCCAGAUGACGUAACACGGCCACAUUUCCGCAUUGAUGACAAAUUCUUCUGACCAGACUAAGCUGACAACCAACGUUUACACAUUUCCCAGGGUGUUGGAACCCAGUGCAACCAAACUUACAAUAGGAGGACUGUCUUAAUGAAUUACACCAAAUCUUAAAAAACUGUUUUACACUCAAAACCGCUAGACUACAAUCGAAGCGCUUGCUUGAUUCUCCAUUAAGGAACUGUAAGAGUUUCACUCAUCCAAAGGUUUUAGACAAGUCAGGGCGAACCGGAACAGUAGGAGAACAGAUGGAUUUUAUAUACUAAAAAGUCUUUCAAAUGGUGGUUCAAUAGCAUCCUUCCGAAAAUCCCCAGAUGACAGAUUGCACAUAAAGUAGACUUAGCCAAUGAUGAUGUGCUGUGGGAUUUCAUGAGGGUUUUUACCGUGUCCUGAUGCUUGAUACCACUGAGAAUUGAGAUUACAUAUCUGCUGUUUCACUAUAAAGCCUAAGGGCAAUUCAACAGAACAACCAACUAGGCCAAGGUACAUUAUGAUGAAACCGAAUGUAAUUUUUUGUAGAGAAGUUUUAGGUUUGUUUAUUACAAUACUCUCUUGCUUUAAUUUUUUAUUUUCUCGGUUACCUUGCUUGCACCUUUCUCAGGUACUUUUCUUUUUUUGUUUUAACUGGUAAGAUUUAAACAAUGCUUUACAGUAUAUAUAAAAGCACAGAGAGAAAAAAGACGAGGAAUAUAUCUCAAACACAUGCCUUGUCUUUUAUAAGUAAGAAGCUGCUGUACAGCCUGUUGAAAUUAUUUUUUGUAGCUAUUUUUGUGUACUUUUGGGUAUCUAGGUUAGAGUGUGCUGACAAUGAUUAGAUUUCACAGACUGUUGAUUUUUUCGAUUCUCGAUAGUGUUAAGUUGAUGACACUGAUUGGGUAUCAGCUAUUCAGCUUCCAGAUUAAAGGAAUGUGUGAUGACACACAUAUACACUGUCAAAAAAAGGGUACUUAGCUGUAUAUUUUCUGUCGGUGUGGUGGUACCCUUAAAAGUAAAUUUUUGUGUGAGUAUACAACACACUAAAAUGUUGUACAUUUUGGGGUAAAAUAUUAUACCCUAAGGAGCUAUUGUGUACCUUGAAGGGAUGCUCCAGCCAAAUAUCAAAAUUACCCUUUGAUUUACCCUCUCAAGCAAUUCGAGAUGCAUAUGUCCAUCAUUUUCAGAUGAACACAUUAUGAGUUAUUUUAGUUACAUCCUUGCUCUUCAAGUUUUAUAAUGGUAGUAAACAGGCAUCAUAACCAGAAGCUAGUUAUUAUAAAGUUUGAAAUAUGGAUAAUUUUCUUACAAUAUCACAUCCAUUACCCGCAAAAGACCUUUAUUGACCCUUGAAGCCAUGUGGAUUACUUCUGUGAGGAAUGAAUGCACUUUUUGGGCUUCAAAGUCACAAGUUGUUCCUUGAUCCCUGUUUUCUCCCAUUUAAGCUUGGAAAAGCAAGGACAUUUACUAAAACAACUCCAAAUGUGUUUGUCUGAAAGAUGAUGGAUAUGGAGGACCACAAGAGUCAUGCAAAAUGUAAUAAAGAACUUCAAUAUUUAAUAACUACCUGGACAAUAAAAAUAACAAUUAAUAGAUUUGUUUAAAAAUUCAUUAAUUAAUCUAUAAAUAAAUAGACAAAGUUACAAAAAAAACAUUAUGUAACAUUUUAUUAGGCAAUUAAAAGUGAUAUUAUAAAAAUAACGUAGAAAUGAAAUAUUAACCGAUUAAUAAAUAGUUCAAAUUAAUAUAACAAUUUACAAAAACAACAUAAAACACUCAAUAAGUUCAUCAUUUUAAAUUACAUUUACAAAUUCUUAAUUAAGUAAAGGAAUUUCAAAAUGUAUUUCAAAAAGCGAUUUAAAAAGAGAAAUAAAUAACUGGAUUUAUAAAUUUAACUACAAAUAGAGGUUUAAAUUAGGCAUUUAAAAGGGCAUUUCCGUUUAACAUUUCUGUUUUCAUUUUCCCGAUGGUUCUCCUUAUUCUUUUCGCUAUUCGAUUUGCUUUUCGUUUUAGCCUCUCUAUUUAGCUUUUCCGUGACUUUUUGGGUCCUAAUCCGAGAUCUAUAAAUCUGCGCAUAACGUACAAUCAGAGCCAAUCAGCGAGCUUGUUACAUCCCCCUGGCCAUAGCUAAUUUGCAUUUCUCAUUUGACCAUUUGCAAGGACCCAAAGAGUCACGGAAAAGCUAAAUAGAGAGGCUAAGCGAAACUAUUUAUUAAUGGAUUAAUAUUUAAUUUCUAUGUUAUUUUUAUAAUCUCACUUUUUAUUGCCUAAUUAAAUGUUACAUAACUUUUUUUGUAAUUUUGUCUAUUUAUUUAUAGAUUAAUUAAUGAAUUUGUUAAACAAAUCUAUUAAUUGCUAUUUUUAUUGUCCAUGUAGUUAUUAAAUAUUGAAGUUCUUUAUUACAUUUUGCAUGACUCUUGUGGUCCUCCAUAGAUGGACAUAUGUAUCUCAGAUUACUUGAGUGUGAGUAAACAAUGGGGUAAUUUUGAUAUUUGGCUGAAGUUACGCUUUAAGGAACAAUUUAGUACCAGUUAAUUUCUAGGGGUACUAAACUGUUAAGUGUACCUUAAAAUGGACGCAAUAGACCCUUAAGGUACAGUUAUGUACCCCAAAACGUCCUACAUUGUAUAAUAUUUAGUAUACUUGAAAAAGUACAAAACCACCCCAGCGGCCCACCCUUUUUUCUGACAGUGUGUAGUCAAUGGGUCAUGUAUUUUCAGGGAUAGGUACACAUGAAACGUUCUUGCUUCCUAUCUUGCAUUGGUGUCUGUGAAAGAGAUGGAUAGAAAAAGUCAAACACAAUGUCCACUAGAUGGAUUAGACUGAACCAGUGGUGCUCCCGGGACUACAGACUGCCCCCAUUUUCUCAUUUGGUUACUGUCAACCUAAUUGUUUCUGCAUGUCUGAAUAUUCCAUCAUGCUCAAGGAUUGAAGAACAAUAUCUAUUGAGCAUAAAUCGCAUUAGCCCCCUUUGAGAGUUGGCAGACUAUUCAUGUGUUGCUGUCAUGGCUGCUGUAUGCAGAGCAAUCAGUAACAGUGUUGCCUUUGAAUGACUACAAAAUCGAAUAGGCUGAAAGAGAUUUUCUACUGAUUUAUAUUCUUGUUUUGUAAUGUGUGCAUGAAUUUGUGAGAUGGCACUACUGAAGAGUUUGUGUAGUAUUUUGCUGCCGUGGUACUAUGUGCAUUACGUGUAAUGUGAUGUGGUACUUGCACUGUUUGCUGUUCGCCAAGGAUAAUACACCAAAGAAAGAUAAAGGUCUGGUUGCUUUGAUUAAAUGAUGUUUGUGUUACACUCUCAGAAAUUUAAUAGUAUACUGGUUCCUCAAAAGUAUAUAUCUGUAUUAAAAUUGUACAGGACCUUUUUAAAAGGUAAAGUCUCAGUGACAACUCCUUUAUUCUGAGAGUGCAUGAAGGCAUUGGAUGUAGGGCUGCAAAACAACUAAUCGCAACUAAUCAUUUGCAGAAUAAAAGUUUGUGUUUACAACAUAUA
Molecule: messenger RNA, 5181 nt
Organism: Misgurnus anguillicaudatus (oriental weatherfish)
Lineage: Eukaryota; Metazoa; Chordata; Actinopteri; Cypriniformes; Cobitidae
Gene: tmem102
Product: transmembrane protein 102
Source: RefSeq, a predicted model, not a curated record